This is a messenger RNA of Paramecium pentaurelia, 2281 nucleotides long. The record is from the annotation of a GenBank genome assembly. NCBI's taxonomy places the organism in Eukaryota, Ciliophora, Oligohymenophorea, Peniculida, Parameciidae.
AUGCAUAAAAAAAAAAUAAAAAGGAAUGACCUUUAAUCUGCUCCUGAAAUAAUUAGGACUAGACAUAGACCUACUAAUCAUCUAGAAAUUGAAAGUCUAGUAAUGCAAGAUAUGCGUAAAAAAAUUCUGAAUGAUGAAAUGAACACAAUACAGUUUUAUGAUAUAGUUAUGCCUGAUUAAGAUGAAAUGAUUACUUCUCUUAAGGAUUCAACAAAGAAACCAGUUAAAUUGCAUUAGAGAGUUAGGAGAACUGAUUUAGAAAAUAAAUUAAGAUCUCGUUUGUCAAAUGAACCUGGUGCCAAAUUAUUAUUAUAAGAAAUGUAUAUAUUAUAUUUAUAUUAAAGUUAUGAGAAACUUGAAGAAGAUCCUGAUAACAAUACAAAAACAGUUCGUAAGAAAUUACAUCAAGAGGAGUAAUUUAAGGCAAAUUAAUAAUAUAAAGCUGAAAGUGAUGAUUAAUUAGUAGCAAAUUUGGAUACUUGGUACAAAGGAAUAAAAAGAAGAUGGAAAGAAGAAUAAGAGAAAUUGAAAUAGGAAUAGGAGAAAGAAAGUAUAAAUAAUAUAUAAUUUAUUAGGACUUGCUAAAAUAUAAUUCUAAGAAAAGUCAUAAUCAUUAUAAUUAUUGAGAAGAGGUGGAUUGAAUGAUAGAUCUAAAGCAAUAUAAGGAAUUCCAGCCUUUCCUAAGUUAAUUGUUGAGUCUUCAAAGUCGGAAGGAGAAUAAAGUGUAUUCAAAUAGAAAUUGAUGGGAUCCUUGUAAAAGAUAUCAGCUAUCAAGAAAAUAGAAAUGCUUCAUUAAGAUCAUUCUCUUACUAAAUAGUUGGAUAAGUAUAUGUAAUAGGGUUCAACUUUAACAUAACAAGAAUUAGCAUAGAUUGAAUUAGCUAGAGCCAAAUAAUAAGGAGAGGAAAAACAUGAUGGGACUCUAAUAUUUGAUUAUACUGUAGAAGGUUUAAAGAAUAGUUUACAUACAUUAAUUAAAAUGCAAUUAACUGAAUUUUAGAAUGCAAGUGAUCGAGCAUUAUUUUAUGAAAAAUAAACGAACUAAAUUUUAUUAUCAAUUAAUUCUAGAUUGGAAAGAUAAAAAAAUACUGUAAAAAAAAAUGAGAAAGAUCUUGAAACUUUAAGAAUGGAGAAUCAUGAAAUUCAUAAAAAAUUAAGAGCCAUAUAGGAUUUCGUAAAUAUUUGGUUUAAUUUUAGAUCAAAGAAAGAUAAGAAGAAUUGAAAGGAAUAAAUAAGAAACCUUAAUAGUCAUCAAAUUCACCUAAUAUUAAAAAUAAUGCUAGUUAAGUUGACAAUUAUAUGGUAAUUGCAGUUAAAUAAAAUGAAUUGGAAAGUUAAAUAGAUUAAAUGAGAGAUAAUUAUAACAAAUUUUAAUAAUAAAUGAAAUUGAAUGCAAUUUAAAUUGAAAAAUUAGAAUAAGAGAAUUCAAAAUUGAAUAAAAAUAAUAAAACAUUAUUAAAAUCAAUUUAAGGAUUUUUAUUAGAAUUACUUAAAAUUGGUUUAGAUUGUAGAUCAUAGGGUUUAUCUUGGAUAAUUAAAGCUGUUUGGGAUUCAGGUGAGAAAAUAGCAGAAGCAAGUUUUCCACCAUAUUUAGAUAGUAAAGCACGAGAUUUUUUAAUUACAAAAACAAGAAAGACAAUUGAAUUGAAUGAUUUGUUUAAAAAGGCUCAUUAAUUGUUCAGUAAUUAUAGAGAUUCUUCAAUUGAUACAGGAAACAAUUCCAUAGUGUCUCUAUUAUCUAAAAAUCAUUUUUCUUAAAUAGAUUCAUUAGACAUUAAGAAAUAACAUAUAGAAUAGAUUAGAUAAUAGAAAGAAUCUUAAGUAUCUCUAUUGAUAUAAGGAUUAAGUGAUACAGAAAAUAAAUUGAUCUAAUCAACUCUUACUCAUAUAUUUUAAAGUAAAGAAACAUUAAAUGAUAUAAUUUAUAAUGAAGCUUAAAGAAGAAUAGCCAAGAUGUUUAAAUCUGAAGCAAAUUAAGAAUAAUCAAUAGUGUUCACUGAAAUAAAUAACUUUGAGAAGGAUAAAUUAAUAAAGGAAUAUCAAUAAAUAUAAAAAGAUAUAGAAGUUAAGGAGGGUUUAUUUAGAAAAUUUGAGGAAACAGAAUUGUAAAGGUUAGUUAAAGAAAUUGAUUAUAAGAAUUAUUUAGCAAGGUAAUAAUUAUUAAAUAUAUAAGAUUUAAUAUCGAAGCACUAUAAGUAUUGGCUGCAUUAUUUGGAUACACAAGAGCUGAAAGAGAAUUAAUAAAAUAUGGUAUGAUGCACAAAAUGUUUAAUAAUUGAUU